CCUACUCUGUGUGUUUCAGGGCUUGUUAGCGAUGGUGCUCUGUUUGCCGUGAUGGUGGGCUACGUGGGUAAAAGAGACAUGCCACAGCCAGCCCCGCACCACUGCCACCUCCUCCUGGGUGGGGCCUUUCUGUUCAUCCUGGUGAGCUCAGCUUUAAGCUGCCCGGCCCGCUGCGAGUGCUCCGCCCAAACCAAAUCUGUCAGCUGCCACCGCAAGCGCCUGCCCAGCAUCCCCGAAGGCGUCCCCAUCGAGACCCGCACGCUGGACCUCAGCAAGAACAAGCUGCGCCUCAUCACCACUUACAACUUCUCGUCCUUCCUGCAGCUGGAACACCUGGAUCUCAGCGACAACCUCAUCAGCGUGCUCGAACCCGGCUGCUUUCACUCCAACCUUGCUCUCCGCUCACUCAACUUCCGCAGCAACCAGCUCAAGAUGGUUCUUAAGGGAGUGCUGUCGGGGCUCACGAACCUCACACACCUCGAUCUGAGCCACAACGGACUGGUGAUUCUCAUGGAUCACGCCUUCCAGGACCUGCACCGCCUGGCGUUCCUGGAGGUCGCCAACAACCAGCUGGUUUACAUCACUCCGCGGGCUUUCGUAGGAUUAAUCGGCAUUCAGAGGUUGAACCUGGAACGGUCCAACCUAACCGAGGUUCCGACCGAUGCUCUGUCACAUCUGCACAACCUGGUGGAGCUGCGCAUGCGCUUUCUGAGCAUCGCUUUGCUCAAGCCUUUCUCCUUUAAGAGGUUAAGUUGUCUCCGCCACCUGGAGAUUGAUUUCUGGCCCUUACUGGAGACCCUGCCUCCACUCUCACUUCAUGGCCUCAACCUGACGACCUUGUUCAUAACCAACACCAAUCUUUCUGCCUUUCCUGGCGCAGCGCUGCGCAACCUGCCCUACCUCACUCACCUGAACCUGUCCUACUGCCGCAUCCAGCACAUCCACCAAGGAGAGCUUGGUCAACUCCCUCAGCUGCUGGAGCUUCGACUCCAGGGGGCUCAGCUGCUUUCUAUUGAGCCUCUUGCGUUUGUGGGCCUUAAAUCGCUUCAGCUGUUGGAUGUGUCUGAGAACCACCUGGACUCUCUGGAGCGGGGGGUCUUUGCCUCGGCAGACACCCUGCAGAGGCUCUGCCUGGGUGGGAACCCGCUAGUGUGUGACUGCAGGCUGCUUUGGCUCCUCAGCAACCACCGGCCUCCCUCCCUGCAGAUUCUGGACAUUCAGCCCGAGUGCAGCGCACCGCAGCACCUCCUGGGCAAAACCCUCCGGGACCUAAAGGAGCCUCUGGUGUCCAGGUACAUGACCUGCACCAAGCCGCGGGUGGGCCCCAAUGCAACGCAGCUGCUGAUGGCCGACGAGGGUCAGCCGGCGCGUCUGAGCUGCAUGGCGGAGGGAGCUCCUCGGCCCUCUGUGGUCUGGAUUACGCCUCACAGACGCUACAUCACUACGAAAAGCAGCGGCAGGGUGGAGGUGCGGCUGGAUGGCACCCUGGAGAUCAAGACGGCUGAGCUGCACGACAGCGGCGUCUACCUGUGCAUCGCCAGCAACCCUGCCGGCAACGCCAGCCUGUCUGCAUCCUUAGCUGUGAAGAGCCUGGGAACGGGGGACAGAUUUCACUACAGCAACAGGAGCUCAAACUAUCUGACAGACUCUAACAGCACAUGGGGGAACGGAACAAUGCUGCACAACAUGACGGUUCCCAUCGACAUGAAGACUAUCCUCAUAUCGGCAGCCAUGGGCUGCCUGUCCUUCCUUGGCGUGGUGGUGUUCUGCUUCCUGCUUCUGUUCGCCUGGAGCCGGGGGAAGGGACGCCACAGGAACAACUUCGACAUCGAGUACGUCCCCCGUAAAUCCAACGGGGCGGCUGCGGACACGGCAGAGACGAGCGGCCCGCGGCGGGUCAACAUGAAAAUGAUCUGAAGGGCGACGCAGACUGAACGCCGUGCACACAUAUCAGCCAAAAAAAAAAAAA
Cyprinodon tularosa is the source of this 1969-nucleotide messenger RNA. RefSeq names its product leucine-rich repeat and immunoglobulin-like domain-containing nogo receptor-interacting protein 2. Gene Ontology annotation, molecular function: protein binding. Lineage: Eukaryota; Metazoa; Chordata; Actinopteri; Cyprinodontiformes; Cyprinodontidae. The transcript has a single exon. The coding region runs from base 52 to 1917 and encodes 621 amino acids. The record is from RefSeq and is a predicted model, not a curated record.